AUGACUAGGAGGGGGUGUAGAUGGCGAGUCGGUUUAGGGAACUUGAUACAUGUGUGGAAUGAUGCAUGGAUUAAGGAUGAUUCGUGUCGGGUUGUCGAAACUCCAGUAAUCGAGGGUUUGGAGAAUACGAGGGUCAGUGAUCUUAUGAUUCCCAAAGAGAGGAGGUGGGAUCGGAAUCUGCUAGAAGCUUUAUUUCUCCCACGAGAUGUUUUGGCCAUUAGUAGUAUUCCAUUAUCUGCAUCGGUAUUGAAGGGUAAGAGAAUUUGGCACUUUAGCAAAAAUGGGAUGUAUUCGGCCAAGUCAGGAUAUAGAGUAGCCUUAGAGACUGAGAAACUAGAAUUAUGGAAUGAUCUCAAGCUGCCUCUUAAAAUCAAGUUCUUUCUAUGGAGGGCAUGCACUGAGAGUAUUCCUACGCGCUUGAGUCUAAGGCAGCGAGGUGUUGAGAUUGAGGACAAUCGGUGCCAUUCUUUGCGAGAAGUACGGAGGAUGUGUGCAUUUUGCGCUGGUGGCAUGGAUUGUAUUGGCGACAACGUAAUGACCGAAUGUGGAAUUCCUCUCGAUUAUCUUGCAGUAGAUCGAGCUCUCAGCUUGGGGUUAGACUCUUAUGCGCAAUGGAAGGCAGCUCAUCCCUCUUAUGUCAAUAUGCAUCUCGGCACGACAGGGGAUUUGCUUACUACAGCUGUGUCCAAAUGGGAAGCUUCACUUAAAUGCAACAUGGAUGCUGCAGUACUAUUCAGUCAGAACCUUGCAAUGGGUACAAGAUUUAUUAUUAGGGACCGUCGGGGACAGGUCUUGUGGUGUGGAUGUUGGCAGAAUAGAGGUAUUUACAAUCCUCUAAUGGCGGAAGCCCUGGCCAAUCUAGCUUCAACACGUGAUAAUAGAGAUGGAUACUGA
Populus nigra (black poplar) is the source of this 894-nucleotide messenger RNA. RefSeq lists its product as uncharacterized. The record is from RefSeq and is a predicted model, not a curated record. The coding region runs from base 1 to 894 and encodes 297 amino acids. The transcript has 2 exons. NCBI's taxonomy places the organism in Eukaryota, Viridiplantae, Streptophyta, Magnoliopsida, Malpighiales, Salicaceae.